Molecule: messenger RNA, 1072 nt
Organism: Fundulus heteroclitus (mummichog)
Lineage: Eukaryota; Metazoa; Chordata; Actinopteri; Cyprinodontiformes; Fundulidae
Gene: stmn1b
Product: stathmin 1b
Exons: 5
Coding region: 167-607 (146 amino acids)
Biological process (GO): neuron projection development; microtubule depolymerization; regulation of microtubule polymerization or depolymerization
Cellular component (GO): neuron projection; cytoplasm
Molecular function (GO): tubulin binding
Source: RefSeq, a predicted model, not a curated record
GGACCAAUGACACGCCCUCAUCCGCGGUGACGUUGACGGUUCGGAGGUUUUGUGCGCGAAGGUGCAGAUGUUGGCGGGUUGAAUAGAGACACAAAGGUUUUGAAAAGGUCUGCACUUCAAGUCGAGCUGAACUUGACGGUUAUUAAAAGACAAUCUUUCUGCAAAAAUGGCUAAUUGUGAUGACAUUCAAGUGAAGGAGCUGAACAAGCGCGCGUCAGGGCAGGCGUUCGAGGUCAUCCUGAGCCCCUCGACCCCCGAUGCCAAGGCGGACUUCCUGUUGUCCCCGAACAGGAAAAAAGAAACAUCUCUUGAUGAGAUUAAGAAGAAACUGGAAGCUGCAGAGGAAAGACGCAGGAGCUAUGAAGCUGAAGUCCUCAAACAUCUGGCCGAGAAACGAGAGCACGAGAAGGAGGUCAUCCAGAAGGCCAUAGAAGAAAGCUGCAACUUCAGCAAACAGGCGCAGGAGAAACUCAACCAGAAGAUGGAGGCGAACAAAGAGAACCGCUCCGCCCGCAUGGCAGCUCUCAACGAGAAGUUUAAGGAGAAGGAUAAGAAGCUUCAGGAGGUGAGGAAGAACAAGGAGGCAAUCAAAGACACAGAUAACUAGCCGUUUUCUGCUCUUGGUAACGGUUUCAACGUUUCCAAAGAUAUAAGCUGUAUGAGGGCCUUCUAAGAUCUUAAUAUUACCAGUUGCCAUUAUGCUGUAGACUGGUUUUAUUAGUUGUAUAUGUGGUCUGACUUUUGUUUUCUUCUGGAGUUCUGUUUGGCAGCUGACUUUACUGUAGUUGUAUAAAGGCGAUACCAUGUAAUAAAUCGGUUGUUAUAGUUACCAGUGUCAAAACGUUUUAACGGGCAUUUCCUGGAUGACUGUGCUGGAGAUGUGAACUGACAAGGAUUAUAUGCCAACCUGAUUCAUUUCCAACAUUUUGGUUUGUUCAGGACUGUGGAUGUCUUUGGCUUCACAACAUUUUCGCUUAAAUCUUAUUUCUGUUUUUCUGAGCAAGUCCUGACAUCUUCAUUGAAACUGAAAACUGUUACUUAACUGUUAAUAAAUACUUUGACUUUACUGACA